This is a messenger RNA of Pseudomassariella vexata, 1977 nucleotides long. RefSeq names its product transcriptional regulatory protein Pro-1. The transcript is spliced from 2 exons. Lineage: Eukaryota; Fungi; Ascomycota; Sordariomycetes; Amphisphaeriales; Pseudomassariaceae. The record is from RefSeq and is a predicted model, not a curated record. Gene Ontology annotation, molecular function: DNA-binding transcription factor activity, RNA polymerase II-specific; transcription cis-regulatory region binding; zinc ion binding. Gene Ontology annotation, cellular component: nucleus. The coding region runs from base 1 to 1977 and encodes 658 amino acids. Gene Ontology annotation, biological process: positive regulation of transcription by RNA polymerase II.
AUGGCUGUCGCUCAACCCACAAAGUCGAAGGCUGCUUCGAAGCCCUCCAAAGAUGCAAAUGCAAAAGCAAAGACACAGAUGCACCGCCGCUCAAGAACAGGUUGCUAUACCUGUCGAUUGAGACGAAAGAAGUGCGACGAGGGCACCCCAAUGUGCACAGCAUGCAGACACCUUGGAUUGCAAUGCGAAUACAAGCGUCCCCAUUGGUGGUCCAACAACGAUGCGAGGCGGCAGCACAAGGACGACAUCAAGAUGAUCAUCAAGCGCAAGAAGCUCUCGGAGAAGGCUUCGCAUGCCACAAUCCAAACGUCGGUCCCUUCACCACCAGGACUUUCGCACUCACUGCCCACCUCUGCCAGCUUUUCAGAUGGAUUGGAUCGCACGCGGUCCGCUUCAAUUGACUCGUCUUUUUCUUUCAAUUUCAACACCCCAGUGUCCAAUGUUCAAGAUUACAGCGCCUACCACACUCACCCGGACUACAUGUUUACCAUGUCACCAUAUGAAAUUGACGUCAAGACGGAGAGGCAAAUGUUUGUGGACGAUGUGCCUACAAUCCGAGAGUCGACUAUUUCUACUUUCAGCACUUUCCACACACCGCCGCCGCCGGGGACGGUUUUACCUUCUUAUCCUUUUGGCGGCGAGUGGACGGAGCAAGUCUACCAGGAGAGGCGCGAGUCGCUCACUGAGGAGAAUCUGAACUGCAACUUCUUCGACUUCUCUCACGGCCCGGCCAUGAACACGCGACAAGUGGACAUUGAACUGGACGAGAACGACCAGCGCCUGCUGGACCACUUCAUCCAAUACGUUCUGCCCAUAAUCUUCCCGAUUCUCGAGACGAACCAGCACGGCUCGGUCGGCUCAGACUUGAUCCUGCCUGCUCUGCAGAGCAACAAGGGCUACCUUCAUUGCUGCUUGAUGAUUGCUGCCCAGCACCUGAAGGCGACAAUGAACCUGCAGUCGGAGGAGAUUGACAACGACAUCAUGCGACACCGCCACCUCACAAUCCAGGCUCUGUGCGACGCAUUGAACCGCGACGAGAACCACCAGCAGAUCCUCGAGGCCGCCCUCGGUCUGAUCUUCUUCCAGAGCUGCGUCGGUCGCUACGACGAUGCGCUUCCCGACAUCGCCUGGCACCAGCACUUCCAGGCGGUCAACUCGCUCGUCACCAAGCUGGACCUGCCUCGCUUGGUUUCCGACCCAUCUGAGCCCCUGGCGCAGACGCCCUUCAACAUGACCAUGACCGCCUGGAUCGACAUCCUAGGGGCGACAAUGCAAGGGCGCGCACCCAAUUUCGCUCACACCUACCGCGAGAAGCACCUUUCCACCACCAACCCUUCCCUCGGGCUUCGCGAGCUGAUGGGCUGCGACGACCGCGUCAUGUACCUCAUCUCGGAGAUUGCCUGCCUCGAGGCUCUCAAGCAGGACGGCAUGGAUGACAUCAUGCUCUGCCAGCACGUUCACGCCCUGGGCGACCAGAUUGGCCUGACCGAGAUGGGCGAGCAGGGCCCCAAGAUGCCCUUCAACGCCAACGGCUCGCUGAGCCCCAAGCAGCUGAGCAAGAACAUUACCAGCGCGUUCCGCCUGGCCGCCCGCAUCUACCUCUGCAGCCUCGUGCCUGGCUUCUCUCCCAGCCAGGCCAGCACGGUCGGGCUCGUUGAGAAGCUUACCAACGUGCUUCAGCACAUCCCCUCGGGACCUGGCGGUUUCGACCGGAGCUUAUCCUGGGUCUACUUGAUCGGCGGAUCCGUCAGCGUUGCUUCUUCCCCCUUCCGCGCCUUCUUCAACGACCGCAUCGCCCAGCUCGGCGACGCCGCAACCCACGGCAGCUUCGGCGGCGUCAACUCGCUGCUUCACGAAGUCUGGCAGCAGACUGACAGCUACCAGGCGAGCCCCAGCGCCAAUGGCAGCACCGACGUGCCCUACAUCUCCUGGCGAGAUACCAUGCACAUGCGGGGCUGGGACUACCUGCUGAUCUGA